UUCAGAUGACACUGGACGACUCCUCGGGAGUUGUUGCAGAAGGCGAUGGAGGCGGAGCGAAUGGUUUGCCACAUGGGGUCAGGCCACGCCCACAGGUGCCGCCGAAACCUCCGAUCGACACGCUUCGAUACAGCAUGAACAAUAUCAAAGAAUCGGCUGACUGGCAACUCGAUGCUCUGCUGGAAGAGCUCUCAGCUCUCGAAACACAGCUGAACUCGUCCAGCGGCGGUGAUCAGCUCCUUCUGGGUAUCCCUUCCUUACCCUCUGGAUCCACAGUGGCACAACAUCCAGAACGGAAACCGCCACUACCGACUACUCAGCAUCAGUCACAUCCCCAGCAACGAGUGAUCGACAGUAAGGAGGACGUUAGGGUCCCGCUACCUGCCGUAUGUGCGCCAUCGUCGUGUUCGUCACCAGACGGCGACAGUGCCUUUGGCGAUGCCUCUUCUACAGAAUCAGCCAGAUGCCGAAAUUCUGCGUUUUCCAGUAAUGAUAGUUGUCGUGACUCAUUACAUACUCCUAGUCCCACACAGAUUUCACCACGUUCCCCCGAACUCACAGCUGAUGAGGUGAAAGCGGCGAAAAUCAAGCAAGCGUUGGAGAAGAUGCGCGAAGCAAAGAUUACUCGAAUAUUCGUGAAAUUUUUCGUCGAAGAUGGAGCUCCGCUGCAAAUGCUUGUCGAUGAACGAUGGACAGUGGCUGAUACAAUGCAACAACUUGCUGACAAGCAUCACAUUACUUUAUGCGAAGAUCAUUGCAUUGUUGAGGAGUUCCCCGAUCUAUAUAUACGUCGAAUUUACGAAGAUCAUGAGAACCUUGUCGAGAACAUCCAACUAUGGGUUCAAGACUCCCCAAAUAAGCUGUACUUUAUCCGUCGUCCAGAUAAAUACCCAUUCAUAGAUCGGCCUGAACUUUAUCUCGUGACGGAGAAGACCGCCGAUCUUGAAGUACCACCUGGAGAUAACUGGACAAAGGAAGUGAAGACCCAGUUCGUGCAGGACUUCUUCACGCGUGAAACUGUGUCACCUCCUGAACUUGAAGGAUUUCUGCACCUGAAAUCAGAUGGAAGGAAAAGCUGGAAGAGGCAUUACUUCGUUUUGAGACCCAGCGGUCUCUAUUAUGCUCCAAAGGGAAAGAAAUCAUCGAAAGACUUACAAUGUCUCAUGAACUUGCAUUCAAACCAAGUUUACACUGGCAUCAACUGGGUGAAGAAGUACAAAUCACCGACGGAAUGGUGCAUUGCUAUUAAGCUCACGGCGUUACAAAUGAAGCGGUCGCAAUACAUCAAAUAUAUCUGUGCCGAUGACGAAGCUUCAUUCAGAAGAUGGCUAGUGGGAUUACGAAUUGCCAAGAAUGGCGCUGACCUGAUGACGAACUAUGUGCGGGCAUGCGAGCGUCGACGAGAAGCACUGUCUACGCAGCCAGUUUGCGUGCCUCCUCCACGUGUUGCUUCCUCCGUGUCACAGCAACCGAUCAACGUUAACCUCCGUGAGCAUGGUCUUUCUUCUUCGUGCUCUUCCAGUCGGCAUGAUCUUGGAUCGAAUUACUCAGACCACGGCGGCAAGCCUUCCGCUUUGCACUCUCCAUCCCAAAAUAGCCGUCUGAGUGCUUUAUCAAAUGAUCGAUGCAUGAGCGCCGCUAAUUCUACGGCUAUCAUCUUCCACGAAUAUGAUGAACAACCCACUGGUACAAUCAAACGUGCUCCGCUCGACGUCCUGCGCCGAGUAAGUCACUCAUCAUCAUCAAACGGAACGCAGUCAAUUGGGACACCUGACGAUGAAGAUUCAGAUGAAGAAUUCCCUGCGCCUCCACCAGUAUUUAGCCGAACGUCAACGCCUAGUCAACCCGAAGCUGCCCGUGUUGCUCCUGCUGCGCCACCGAAGCCAAUUCGACAGUCAGUAGUGUCUCCCAAUACGUCACCCAUGAAGCAUCAACCUCCAGCCUCUCCACAACAAGUGUUCAGUCCGACACCACAGACUAAUACUCCUACGCCGAAAAAAGCACCACCUCCACCUCCGAAGCGCUCCGAUGCUACGCGAAUACUUUCCACGCCACCAACGCGACAUAUGAGCGAUUUGGAAGCUGCUUUGGCAAGAAGACGAGAGAAGAUUGCACAGAGUUGAAAAGCGAAUCGUCAGUCUACUGUUUGUACAUCUCAUUUAUUCUAUGCUCAAUUCUGUGUGCAGCACUCCAUGAAAUAUCUGCCAUUAUAUUGUAGAUUGUCAAUGUCCUCUUAAUAUUUCCAUUCAUGGUGGCGUUACACUUGUAGAUCUAUCAUUUUGCACUGAGAAUGCAGACUAAACUUCCUUUCCAUUUUGAUGACGCACUGUUCCGCUUACUUUCACCAAAUUCCUCACUCUCAUAUGCCAUGUGUUGUCAAUUUAUGAAUUGUAGAAUUUCAUAUUGCUUAUCGAUCCGUGUCUGAUCACUAACUGCCGGUGUACUUCUGUUUAGUUCAUUGAUUGCAUCAUAAGGUUUGUAGAUGUAAACUCUUAUUGAAUUAGAUUUUUGUAUCAAAAUGCGCUUCUCGACCAAAAUCAUUGCGGAAUGUUCAACAUGCUAGCUCCCUGGCAGGGUGCGCUAGAAUUUGAUUAUUUAUGUAUUUGUUAAUAAAGAUUCU
Cylicocyclus nassatus is the source of this 2620-nucleotide messenger RNA. NCBI's taxonomy places the organism in Eukaryota, Metazoa, Nematoda, Chromadorea, Rhabditida, Strongylidae. The record is from the annotation of a GenBank genome assembly.